AUGAGAAAUCUCAACGAAGACCCCUUGUUACUACUAAACGUAGGAAAUUGUAAAAUCCAAACAGGAACCUUAAAAAUCAUACAUCCCAUAAAUCUGACCCACAUUCAGGAGUCUAUAGACUACCUAACCACUUCCUUUUAUGAUAAAGUAGAUAUUAGAAAUCCAUUAGGAGAUGUAGUUAAACUAAAAGUGAAGAAACUUUAUAACAAUUUCCUCCAAAUAAAACCACUCCAACAUCACCGACUUAGAAGAUGGGAUACGCUGGGUGCAACAUGGAAAUGGAUCGCAGGGUCGCCGGACGCGCAGGACCUCCGCAUUAUAAACUCCACGCUCAAUGAGUUAAUCACACAGAACAACCAACAGUUUGAAGUAAACAAUCAUAUCAACGAAAGGAUUUCAAACCUGACGGGGACCAUCAACAGAAUCAUCGAGAACAUGAAAACGAAUGAAUUAUUAACCAACGAGAUCACAUCAAUAAUCACGAUAAUUAAUAUCGAUAUCAUCAAUAAACUAUUAGAAGACAUUCAAGAGGCCAUCAUCCUAUCUAAGACGUCAAUAUCAACAAAUAAAAUACUUUCGAUUCAAGAAAUCUCUUUUAUAAAGUCAUUAUUACAAAAUCAAGGCGUGACAAUAGACCUCCCAGACGACGCCUUUCAACAUGUAAUUCCCAAAUUUGCAGUAAGCCAAGGGACCCUUCUGUACAUCCUUCAUGUUCCUCGACUGGACAACAAGACAUCCUCCGUUAUUCAGCUGCACCCCUUAGUACACAGGAACCAAAUCAUCAACAACUAUCCGGAGCAUGUCGUCAAAAUCGGAAACACCCUUUACGCUACUAGCAAUCCGCAGCAGUUCGUUCAGAAAGCAGCAUAUUUGAAAGCAAUAAACGACGCUUGCAUUUACCCACUGAUUUUUGAACAACGAAGUAGUACACGAAAUGGACGUCAUCCACGGGGCACUCCAUAACGUCAGAACGACCUG
This is a messenger RNA of Toxorhynchites rutilus septentrionalis, 978 nucleotides long. RefSeq lists its product as uncharacterized. The transcript has 2 exons. Bases 1 to 963 code for a protein of 320 amino acids. The record is from RefSeq and is a predicted model, not a curated record. NCBI's taxonomy places the organism in Eukaryota, Metazoa, Arthropoda, Insecta, Diptera, Culicidae.